ACGUCUACGGCUCCGUCGGUAAAAUGUUCCCGGCUUGACACAACACGUUCGCGUCAUAAGCCACAACUUUCUCUCUCCUAAUCAAUAUAUGUAUAUCCUAACUGUUUAAACAUAAACCAAAGGCAAUGGCCACGUCGAAUUACACCCUCAAGGUCAACAGAGACCUGUUGGACCCCAACUUUGAGAGUUACCGGUUAUCCCUGGACGCCAUCCCCUCGUACAACGUUGAGCUGGACGCUGCCGUGGAGGAGGUGACGUUGAAGGAUUCUCAAUACACACUGGAACAUAUGCGUGCGUUUGGCAUGUACAAUUACCUCCACUUGGACCCCUGGUACGAAGACAGCGUGUUGUUUGUGGACUCCAAAGGGCGAGUGCUCAGUCUCACCGUCACACUGGACACAGUGCUGGGUAAGCCGAGAGAGGUCUUCCGCCUCCAGACUGAAGCGGACCAACGUGAGAAUCGUGUGUGCCCCUCCCUCAGCCUCACUUCAGCCACCUGGGCCGCCCUUUCUGACGGUGCCGGGCGACUCUACCUUCUUCGCACCAGCAAGCGUGGAGAGAGCACUCACGGAAAGUGGGAGCCCCUGUUCACGGAGGACAUGAAAGAGCCCUUCGUCAUCCUCCACAGCGUGGCCCACGUCCAGGCGGGCGCCCACACUCUGGAGGUCCUGCUGCUUCGUGUCGUCAAGGACCCUCAGGAAACGGCGGGAAGUGGGUAUUCGGUGACACUUGAGUGGGUCACCGUCGCCAACGUGGCGGCACAAGGCGUAGAGAAAAAUUACGAAGUGAAGAAGAGGCGGGUCCUUCAGGGAAAAACCGUUCCUCAUUAUGCCGCCGUCACACCACAGGGCGAUGGCCUAAUGGUGGCGUCAGAGAGGCCCUUCAUUUUCACGCACGUGGAUGGCGAGCCUCUUGACCAGCCACCACCGGAUGAGCAACUAAUUGAGGUGGAAAAGAGAGAUCCCAUCUACUUCUGGCAGCAGACGUCGGACGACAUCACAGUCACUGUGCGCCUGCCCGAGGGCGUGACGAAAGACGCAAUCCACUUCCGGCUGACGGUGGAUACCAUCAGCGUCGGCGUCCGGGGAUUCGCACCCCUGCUAGAGGGCCAGCUGUAUGCAUCCGUAGACCCUGAGGCCUGCACCUGGACACUGUGGGAGGACAAAAGCCUUGAAGUGAGCCUGCAGAAACGAACUGAAGGACCCAUGUGGCCAGAGCUGGUUAUUGGUGAUCGUCGAGGGGAGCAUGUGAUGAGCGAUGAGCAGGUUGCCCUCAUGAAUGAAAGGCUCACCCACCUGAGUUCUGAAGAUAUGAACGCUAAUCCAGAUUUGGACAAGCCAGCCUGCAACUCCCAGGAACUGGAGGACUGCGACGGCUACCCUGAGGACACUUCCAGCCUCAUGCAUUUUGACGGCAAGUCACUGAAGACCACUCAGGUGGUGAACUUGGGAAGCCAUCAAUUCCUCUUCACCGUGAGUGUGGACCCAGACCAGAUGCCGUGCCUGUGCUUGCGUCACGAUGUGGACGCGCUGCUGUGGCAGCCACGCCCCGACCAGCCCGCUGACAUGUGGGAGCACAUCGCCACCUUCAACGCCCUGGGCUACGUUCAAGCAUCCAAACGGGACAAGAAGUUCUCCACUUGCGCUCCCAACUUUUCCUACGCGGCGCUGUGUGAGUGCUUGCGUCGCGCCUUCAUCUACCGCCAGCCGUCCCCGGUGGACGGCGUGCUUUUCAACAGGAAGCAAGGACGGCAAGUAGGGCAGGUUGCCAAGCAACAGGUGGCAAACCUUAACUCGGACAAAGCCGUGCUGGGCUUCAGGGCGAGCGACGAGAGGCUCUUUGCCCUCACCUCUGGGAAUCUCUUUGUGCUCAAGGUGAAUAAUAAUUAAGAGUGGAUGAACAACAUUCCAGAAAACAAACGAGCUUCUUUUUGGACUCACAGUGUCAAAAGCCAAAUGUCUGUCCGAUUUUAUUGUAAUGGGGACAUGGGGUAUAUCAUUCUUGAUGGAGUUUAAAAAUAAAAUGAAUAAAAAGUUUUAAAAUGCAAGACACCAGCCAGUUUAAAUGACAAUGUGAAACACGGUUGCUAAAGAAUCUAAAUACAGUAUGUGACUCACGAAUUUCUUAAAACUAUGGUAAUGAAGAAAUAAAGUUAAAAUGUAGAAAAUGACUUGGUUCAUAGGUUCUACCAUUUCGUGACAAAUGUGACAGUUAUACCAACUAUGUGCUGGAGGUAACUUAGAGUCAGAAUGCCAGAAAAGUCUGCAGGCUUAUCUGUUUUGGACUCCGAAGCAUAAAUAAAAUGGCAGAUGAAGUCCCUAACUCAGAUAGUUUGAGUAAGUUAUGUGUUUGAAAGCCAGACCAGGUUACAGGCCAACAGUUUGAGCCGAGCCAAGAUAACCAUUGGAUAUACCGUAUUCAUCGGGAGAAGAACCAGCGUGUCCAUCUGAACAAAGCGACGAAGAAAUCAAUGUGUGGACGAUUUUUUUAUAAUUCCUACAGUAUAUUCUAAAGUUUGUGCACACUUCACGGUAUAUUGUAAGCAAGCACUGUUAGCGCACAGCACGUAAAAACUGAUUGCAGGGUAUCCGUGGGGUCUUAAAAAGGCUUUAAAUAGUCUAAAGUCCAAUAAUUUGAUUUUAGGGCCUUAAAAUUUGUAAAAUUCUAAAAUCUCAUAAAAGGUUUUAAAUACAAUUUGGAAAGGUCUUAAAAAUCUAUUGACAUUACUAAUACAGGUAGUCCCCGGGUUACGAACGGGUUCCGUUCAUAUGCUGGCGACAAACCGAAUUUCAACGUACAGUGUCCUCCAAAAUUAUUGGAUUUAUAAUAAUUAUGUGUUUUUUAGCUUCUAAUAAUUUUUUUUUUCUAAAUAAUAUGGGACCUUAAUGGAAAACAAGAGAAAAAUCCAACCUUCAAUACAAGUGCAUUUAUUCAGUAGGGAAAAAAUCCCACAUAAAGAAAUAAUUAUUUGACAUCCAAUAAUGUGUGUCACAAUUAUUGGCACCCCUGGUGUUAAUACUUUGUACAACCCCCUUUUGCCAACAAAACAGCUUCUAAUUUUCUAUAAUGUUUCACAAGAUGGGAAAAGACAAAGAGGGAUCUUCAGCCAUUCCUCUUUGCAGAAUCUCUCUAAAUCAUCCAGAGACCUGGGUCCUCUCCUCUGUACUCUCCUCUUUAGCUCACCCCACAGGUUUUCAAUGGGGUUGAGGUCUGGGGAAUGAGAUGGCCAUGGGAGGAGCUUGAUUUUGUGUCUGGUGAACCAUUCCUGUGUAGAUUUGGCCAUAUGUUCAGGGUCAUUGUCUUGCUGAAAGACCCAGUGACUUCAGCUUUCGGGCAGAGGGCAACAGAUUUUGAUUUAAAAUGUCCUGGUAUUUCAAAGCAUUUAUGAUGCCAUGCACCCUAAAAAGGUUUCCAGGGCCUUUGGAAGCGAAACAGCCCCACAGCAUCACUGACCCACCGCCAUACUUCACAGUGGGUAUAAUAAUAAUAAAUGCACUUACCUGUAUAUUGAAGGUAGGAUUUUUCUCUUUUUUCCAUUAAGGUCCCAUAUUAUUUAGAAAAAAAUAUAUUAGAAGCUAAAAAACCCAUACUUAUUAUAAAUCCAAUAAUUAUGGAGGGCACUGUAUGUAAUGUAAAUACGUUAGCAGUUCUAGCAUUUAGCGGACUUUAAUUAGGCAAUUUUGGCUAAUUUAAUCUACUACAUUUACAUAUUGAUCAGACGAGAUGGGCGUUUGAACACCAAUUGUUUGGUUUCAAGUGUUUUUAUUGUUGAAAUGUGUGUGGCUUUGAACAUAAGUGUACAUAUGUGUGUUACAGCUUUACAAAUUGUCAAAAGUGAA
Messenger RNA from Corythoichthys intestinalis (scribbled pipefish), 3839 nucleotides. RefSeq names its product NudC domain containing 1 (gene nudcd1). The coding region runs from base 126 to 1889 and encodes 587 amino acids. NCBI's taxonomy places the organism in Eukaryota, Metazoa, Chordata, Actinopteri, Syngnathiformes, Syngnathidae. The transcript has 10 exons. The record is from RefSeq and is a predicted model, not a curated record.